Messenger RNA from Erpetoichthys calabaricus (reedfish), 1419 nucleotides. It is a transcript of the gene rmp24, whose product is annotated as chromosome 13 C18orf21 homolog. NCBI's taxonomy places the organism in Eukaryota, Metazoa, Chordata, Cladistia, Polypteriformes, Polypteridae. Bases 253 to 921 code for a protein of 222 amino acids. The record is from RefSeq and is a predicted model, not a curated record. The transcript is spliced from 5 exons.
GGAAGUGAAGCACUCUGGGUAUUUUGUCGUCGCGUGUGUGCUGAGACUUGUUAACGUGAGAGUCACUAAUGAAGUGUGGCUGAGACACACUUUAUAAAUAAGUGGCAUUCUUUUUAAAAUAAUUAUUGAGAUGAGUCUCUUCAAAAUCUUAAAUUAAACAGGAUCAGCUGGUUACAUUACAUUCAUUUCGAUUAAUGGUCAACACAAACUAAUCACCAGAAAGGCUCCGAUGUCUAUGCGUGUUUUUAAAGUAUGGAUACGUUGGACAAGAAUAAAAGACUCCAGUUCUUGAAAAAAGCUGCUCUUCAUGUCCAAGAUAUUUGUCAAGAGGAAGCUCGUUUUCUAAUGUGUAUGUACCAGAAAUCACCAGGUAAAGAUGAAGAAGGAAAAAGUAUUUGUCCUCACUGUUUUCAAUUUCGGCUUCCUGGAUCCUUCAGAAUGCGUCUCAAACCAAAAAACAAGCUUAAUCCAAGAGUGCAGUCUGUAUUGAAAAGAGAAGCGGCUCAUAAACCACUGAGUCUAAAGCAUGUUAAAAUCCUGCAGAAGUACAAAAAUUCUACUGGUCAGAUGUUGGUUACCUGCUACAACUGUAACAAGAUGUCUAGACACUCAGGAGUGACAAGAGAUUUCUUAAGCACCUUCUCUAAUCCACACACCCCCAGCAAUGUGUUCAAACGUAGAUCAGGUGUUUCUACACCACACUCCUCCGGGAAAGGAACUAGUUGUAAUAUUGUAUCCAAAGGCAAGAGUCCUGCUUCUACACCCAGGCUAGCAAAAUCAGCUUCCAGUACACCUUCUCCAUCUACCAAAUCUGGCAGUGCAAAGAAGUUCCCCUUCUCGCAUCUCAAAAUGCUCCUGAACCUUGAAGAAAAACAGAAAAGCAAAAUAGGAGGACUUCAAGAUUUCCUUUCUUCACUUUGAUGUUUGAUAAAAGUUCUUUUUGAGCUAAUAAUUUGGUCAGAAAGCUGUAGUAACUUGGCUGCUAAUAAGUAAGAUGACAUACCAGUAUGUUAGUGGUGUGGCAUUCCUUUGGUUUUGCCCUUUUAGAGUCAAGUCACUUGGACUUGGUUUUCUCAAAUUUGAGUGUGUUAUUUAAGUGAGUUCCAUUCUUAACAGAAAAUAUAAAACUAUUAAAAACAAAUACACACAAAGUUGUAGGUUGGGAAAUUAAAAAACAAGAAUAUUAGUCACUUGAUGGGGUCCACCAUCUGAAUUGAUUUAUGUGGAGUUUUAUUUUACAGAUGAGAAAAUAGAGAACCUUAAGAGAACUGAGGGACAGUGUUCCUAAUUGCAGCUUAAUGGCUUUGAAAUGUUGAGCUCAUGAUGUGCUUUUUUUGUAUUAUAUAUUUUUUCUGAUUGUUAAAUAAAAAUAAAGAAAUUGAAAUUGUUUUAUUGUAGAAGGUGUCACAUGUCAGUGUC